CACUGUGCUGGGCACCCCUCCUGCAGUGCCAAUCAAGGCUUCCACCCCAGUCUCUUCAGCAGUGGAGCGUCCUUCUCAGAGUGCUCUUCCAGCUUCCAUGCUCCAGAAAACAGCCAAGAUUUCCUCAGCUGUUUCAAAAGUGAGCCCUUCCCAGGGCCAGCAGCAACCACCCACUGCUGGGGUGGAGAAACAGGCUCACCAGUGGAAGGAUUCAGAUCCUGUCAUCAUAGAAAUCAGGGAGGAGAUUGCACAUUUCCAGAAGGAGAUGGAAGAGCUGAAAGGCAGGACAGCCAAAGCUGCCAUCGAAGUGGGCACCGAGGAAGAGGAGGAGAUGUUGAGGAUGGAGUCAAACGACCUUCACACUUUCCUUUUGGAGAUCAAAGAGACAACAGAGUCCCUUCAUGCAGACUUUAGCCUCCUGAAGACAAGCCUGCUGGAGGGGUUUGCAGGGCUGGAAGAAGCAAGACAGAAGGACAUGCAUGCUCACAGCGCUGAAUAUCUGCACCUGCUGUAUAAGAAGCCUUUGGACCCCAAAAGUGAAGCUCAACUUCAGGAAAUCCGGCACUUACACCAAUACGUGAAAUUUGCUGUUCAGGAUGUGAAUGAUGUCCUGGAUUUGGAGUGGGAUCGGCACCUGGAGCAGCAAAAAAAGCAGAAGCGCUUACUGGUACCUGAGCGCGAGACUCUCUUCAACGCCGUCACCAAUAACUGGGAGAUUAUUGACCAGCAGCUGAAACGGCUGAAGAAUUUGGUGGGCAGCCUGCAGGAGCUCUGCUUGUACAAUCAGACGCCGUGGUGGAGCCUAUCCACUACCACCUCUUCUAGCAGCAGCAUACAAAGGUGGGCAUUGCUCAAGAAACCCCCCAAGCAGCUUUGCUUUCCCCCUCUGCAGUGCAUUGCGUAUAUUUCAGAGGACAAAGAGGAGUUCACAGUUUCCUGCCCCCAGAGGGAAAGGUUGGACACCAUCCUUUGUUUUAGUCCGUACUGA
Messenger RNA from Podarcis raffonei (Aeolian wall lizard), 988 nucleotides. RefSeq names its product nuclear pore complex protein Nup214-like. The transcript has 8 exons. The coding region runs from base 98 to 988 and encodes 296 amino acids. The record is from RefSeq and is a predicted model, not a curated record. Gene Ontology annotation, molecular function: structural constituent of nuclear pore. Lineage: Eukaryota; Metazoa; Chordata; Lepidosauria; Squamata; Lacertidae. Gene Ontology annotation, cellular component: nuclear pore. Gene Ontology annotation, biological process: protein import into nucleus; RNA export from nucleus.